Molecule: messenger RNA, 1091 nt
Organism: Lingula anatina
Lineage: Eukaryota; Metazoa; Brachiopoda; Lingulata; Lingulida; Lingulidae
Source: RefSeq, a predicted model, not a curated record
GGCUACUACCUUCGGCUGUCGUGCAAGUAGUGCUGACCGUCGUCUAGAUGACAAAAAGUAGACACAUCUUUUCCGUUGUUAUUGAAAUUAUUCAGCAUUUGGAAAAGGGGACAUAUAAUUAAGUAAAAGAACGAUGGUUCUACAGCAAGAAAAUGUUAAAUAUCCGCACAUCCACCGCAACACAGAUGGCACCAAACAUGAACACGACGGCAAAUACGACCACACGGGAGGGCCUCAUGGCUACGGAGACCCAGAAUCAGACCAUGUCAGCAUCCAUGACCUGACCUUGAUACGAAACAGACAGUAUGACUUAGCUUACUAUGAGAAGUGUAAACAAGAGGCCACAGAAUUUUUCUUGUGUGAUAAAAAAGAAAAAGGAAAGAGGCUAUUUUGGAAAUGUAAAGCACCCCUAGCUCGCAUGAAUGACUGCCUGGCCAAAUGGAUGCAAGAUGACUUCUUCUUUGAUGAAGUGAAAAAACAGUAUUUGUUUGAGAGGUCGUAUUACCGCAGGACAGGGGAGCCACACCCUGAUGUGUUACAGCGCACACACAUGGAGAAACUACGGAAGGAACGAAAAGCAGGCUUUGGUGCAUUAUGAGCUCAGGUGUGAACAGUGGACAAUAACUGACUGCAACAACUGACCAGCAAGAUGGACAGUGGUGGACCAUUGAAUGUCAUGCGCUACCAUUUAGUUAUACGAAACAGCAAAGCUUACAAUAGUUUCAAAUCUUCAGUCAGUAGUUACUGGUACCAGAUUAAGGCUGCAGUAUGGCUGUACCAGAUGGAGGCUGUGUCGUGCCUGUACCAGAGGUUUCAUAAAGCACAGUGAUAUCUGCAGCACAGCUUCCCUCCAGUGCAACUCUUUGGAAUAGAAAUAUUGAAGUGCAGAACUUUGAGUAGCAAGAAAAGAACUUAAGCUCCAUGCAGAGUGGAAUUGCUACACUAGUCUGGAUGACUGGUGCUAUAUUUUGGCCAAAUUGCUCAAAAUGUGGAAAAAGCAUGAAACUUGGCACAAAUGUUCUUUGGUCUAUGCUGAUCAUUUUCAAGGGCAGUGCCCAAAAUUUCAAAGUGUUGCUUAGCAACCGUUGCUA